This is a messenger RNA of Brassica oleracea var. oleracea, 1332 nucleotides long. RefSeq lists its product as uncharacterized. The transcript has 9 exons. The record is from RefSeq and is a predicted model, not a curated record. NCBI's taxonomy places the organism in Eukaryota, Viridiplantae, Streptophyta, Magnoliopsida, Brassicales, Brassicaceae. Bases 1 to 1332 code for a protein of 443 amino acids.
AUGUCUAUGAUCCAAGCAUUUUCGUUACUAAAAGACGUCAAGCCCUACAAACAGGGCUGGCGAGUCCAAGUUAAGUUGCUUCACUCCUGGAGGCAGAAAACCAAUUAUGGAGGAGAUACCCUUGAGAUGAUAUUCACAGAUGAAACUGGUGUUAAGAUACACUGCUCGGCCAGGAAGACUCUCAUAAAAAAACCAGAGAGUAAAAUACGGCUUGGUGAACGGCGACUCAUAGACACAUUUACAGUGUCUCACGCAAGAGGACAGUACCGUCCCACAGACCAUACUUACAAAAUGUCUAUCAUCGAAGACACCUCUAUAGACCAAAAACAACUUGAAGAGCAUCUCCAACAAACAAAUAAUCCUAAUAUGGUGUGCAUGAUCCGCUUUGCUAAAAUUGGGUUUUACAGAGGAGAUGUGCAGAUAACCAAUGCUUUUGAUUCAUCCCUGAUUUGUUUCGAUCCUGACUUACCUGAAUGUCUGGCUUUAAAAAACAAUAUGCCAAAUGAUGAGUUUGCUCUUGCUCUAACUGAUACAAAGAAUGAUAAGCGUCCGAUCAAGGAUCAAAUUGAUGAUUGGAAUGAUGUGGGUAUUAAAUCUAUCUCUGAAAUCAUCAUGGCAACUCAGGAUGAGGAUUGCAAAAUAAUUUGCUCAAUCGAAUCUAUUGAUACGGAUUGGAGCUGGUUUAUUUUUGUUCAUGUUAGCCGGAACAGGUGUAACAAACGUUGCCUUCGAAUCAAAUCAAAGGAAGGUGGUAAUUUGCCUACAAAUGAGAAACCAUUAUUCUGGUGCACAUCAUGUCGUGUUAAUACACCCACCGUAACCCCACAAUUCAAAUUGCAUCUGAUUGUCAAGGAUGACACAAGUACUUUCAAACUGAUGCUUCUUGAUUCUGUUGCUAAAGUCGUUGUGGGCUGCGAUGCUAAAGAUAUUUGGGAUGGUUCCUAUGAAGAGAUUGAAGAUCCAGAUAUUUUGCCUCAAGCUAUAACAGAUUUGGUUGGAAAAUCUAUUUGUUUUGGUCUUACUCUUGGCUCUGAAAAUGUUAAAAAUGGAUCAGACAUCUUUCUGGUUUCACAAGUAUGGUCUGGUGAUAAUAUUCUCCAAAUCGAGUCCAACUCUGAGCCUAUUACUCAUGUUAGCUCUGCUUCAUCAAUAAUGUCCGGUGGAGAGGUUUCUUUAACAGAAAAAAGUGAAGCAAAUUCAUCAGAAGGUUCUUCAACCCCAUUUUCAAAGCGUAAGGAAAAAGAUCAAGUUGACCAGACUUCAACUUCCAAAAAACUUUGCACCAAGGUGGUGAAGAUGGAGAAGAUUAAAGAUGACGAGCUGAAUGUUUAG